AUGUCUGUCCAACCCACUCCCUCCUCAGACGAACAACGUCUUCGAGCAAGGAAACCCCUCCCGCCUCCACAGCCAGGAUACCUCCCUGUGGCCGGCUCGCCUUUGGUAGUCGACCAGGAGCUGUACGCCUCCAUUCAACAGGGUCCCAGGGAACUGGUCGAGUCGUUCACGUUGCCUAUCAGAUCUGGACGAGCAUGGAAAGCGCCCGCCAAAAGCAUCGUCAGAAUCAGCACCCCGGAAGGACCGCAAGUAGUCUCAAGCAACAAACCAAUACUCACUUCCUCACUCACGCAUCUGACGGCGCUUCCUCCGACCUUUACGGAAAAAAAUCUGGAUUUAAUAGGUGACUUGAACAUCUGGAACGCGGUAAACCCUCGCGAGCGAUUCUGGGCUUCUCGAACAAAACAAUUACACUCUUCCCACGUCACGACAUACGAUCGAUUGUGGUCGUGUCUUCCGUACAUGCGUCCUCUAUGUACAAUCAUAGCCGACUCCUUGUCCUGGUACGGCAAGGACGAGACCGGUGGUCGGGUCCACGACCUACUCGGCACACGCUGCGACCCCUACAUCAACACCCUCCUCGCCGGGCCGGAGGCCUCGUACGACUUCCAUUGCCAUUCCAACCUGACGAGAGCAGUGACACCGUUCGGGCUCAACGAGUUCGACGUCCACGACGUCAUCAACCUGUUCCAAGUGACCGGAUUAGACGACAAGGGGAGGUACUUCAUGCAAUCCUGUCCCGCACAGCCAGGAGACUAUAUAGAGUUCUUCGCCGAGCAGGAUCUGUUGAUGGCCUUGUCCACAUGUCCUGGCGGGGAUUUGUCACUGUGGGGGUUUGGCAGCGACAGCGAGAAAGACAUGAUCAAAUGCUGUCGACCUCUCAAAGUCGAAGUCUUUAAAUUGGUCAACGAAGACACCGUCUUGGCUGGAAAAUGGACACCUGCACAACGUCCAGACUAUCGCGGCCUCCACGGCAUGACCGUGCCGCUAGGAGAGAAAAAGUAG
Molecule: messenger RNA, 1005 nt
Organism: Exophiala spinifera
Lineage: Eukaryota; Fungi; Ascomycota; Eurotiomycetes; Chaetothyriales; Herpotrichiellaceae
Exons: 2
Coding region: 1-1005 (334 amino acids)
Source: RefSeq, a predicted model, not a curated record